Molecule: messenger RNA, 2391 nt
Organism: Ctenopharyngodon idella (grass carp)
Lineage: Eukaryota; Metazoa; Chordata; Actinopteri; Cypriniformes; Xenocyprididae
Gene: wdr45b
Product: WD repeat domain 45B
Exons: 10
Coding region: 261-1295 (344 amino acids)
Biological process (GO): autophagy of mitochondrion; protein localization to phagophore assembly site; protein lipidation
Cellular component (GO): extrinsic component of membrane; cytosol; phagophore assembly site membrane
Molecular function (GO): phosphatidylinositol-3-phosphate binding; protein binding; phosphatidylinositol-3,5-bisphosphate binding
Source: RefSeq, a predicted model, not a curated record
UUAAGAAAGCAAACAAAGCAUAUAAAGCGUGCGCACCGGGUAUCUGCAGUGAGAUAAGUGUAUCGAGCCUGUGAUCGCGGCUGAGCUCAGACAGACAGACAGGAGGAACCGCAGGCGCUCGGCCAACUUUAUUUCCUGGCUGACAGACAGUCAUGAUAUUAAACUGUGCUGUGUAGCAUUAGCCUACAGCUCUAGGAAUGCCGUCCUUUAGUUAGGGUUACAGUCUUUUCGUUUUGAUUAGACAAGUAACACCAAGCACUAUGAAUUUAUUACCAUCAAACCCCCACGGUAAUGGAUUACUGUAUGCUGGAUUUAACCAGGAUCACGGAUGUUUUGCGUGUGGGAUGGAAAAUGGAUUCAGGGUGUAUAACACAGACCCGCUCAAAGAAAAGGAAAAACAAGAGUUUCUGGAGGGAGGAGUUGGUCAUGUGGAGAUGCUUUUUCGAUGCAAUUAUCUUGCGCUCGUGGGAGGCGGGAAAAAACCAAAGUACCCUCCCAAUAAAGUGAUGAUUUGGGAUGACCUCAAGAAAAAAACUGUGAUAGAGAUAGAGUUUUCCACCGAGGUCAAAGCGGUGAAGCUUCGCCGUGACAGAAUUGUGGUGGUCCUGGAUUCCAUGAUUAAAGUCUUUACAUUUACCCAUAAUCCUCAUCAGCUGCACGUCUUUGAAACAUGCUAUAACCCCAAAGGUUUGUGUGUCUUGUGCCCAAACAGCAACAAUUCAUUGCUGGCGUUCCCAGCCACGCACUCCGGACACGUUCAGAUAGUCGAUCUGGCCAACACUGAGAAACCGCCGGUUGAUAUUCCUGCUCACGAGGGGGCGCUGUGCUGUGUGGCGCUCAACCUGCAGGGCACACGGAUCGCCACAGCGUCAGAAAAAGGGACCCUGAUCAGAAUAUUCGACACCUCAGCAGGUCAUCUCAUCCAGGAGCUGAGACGAGGGUCACAGACUGCCAAUAUAUACUGCAUCAAUUUCAACCAGGACGCGUCACUCAUCUGCGUUUCAAGCGAUCACGGCACAGUCCACAUAUUUGCUGCAGAGGAUCCCAAAAGGAACAAGCAGUCCAGCUUGGCAUCGGCCAGUUUUCUCCCCAAGUAUUUCAGCUCCAAAUGGAGUUUCUCCAAGUUCCAGGUCCCGUCCGGUUCGGCCUGCGUCUGUGCCUUCGGAACAGAACCCAACGCUGUCAUAGCCAUUUGUUCUGAUGGCAGCUACUACAAGUUUCUGUUCAACCAGAAAGGCGAGUGUUCGAGGGACGUGUACGCGCAGUUCCUGGAAAUGACCGACGAGAAGAUCUGAGAGCAGACACUACUUCACUUUACCAGACUGCUUCUUUCUUGACAUCUCAAAGUUUCCAGGAUGUCAAAAGACUUUAGGGGCAUUCGGAGGCGACCAUGACACAGACGUGGAGGAGAGACACAAAGAAACUCUAAAUUCUCUCUCGACUCAAACCACAAAAGACGAGAGAUGACUGAAAAACUGUGAGCGCAGAAUUCGCUUUCUGUGGAGUGACGAGGGAAACCUUAUUUUUUGAAAGGACAACAUUUUUUAAAUGGUCUUCCAUGGGAUUUUUUAAGCGUUGAUGUCCUUGGCUAGGUAGCGAGAGUGAUUCUCUUUGUCCACUAACCUGAUCUAAUGUAAUUCAGGCGAGAGGUGGGUGUACAUGUACAUCAUUCACACUAUGUAUUUGCAGACUAUUUGUUAGUGUUAGAUAUUGUUUUUCUUGCUGUAAGAACACCAGAUGAAAAUUACGUAACUACAUAUUAUAUAGACUAGUACAACAAAAGAGACAUUUUAUGGUGUAAAUGUGUGCUUCUCAUUUCAUGUAAUGCAGUAUUUUUCUUUGGCAAGGAUUUGUUGGCUUUAAGGAAAACAAUAUUAUAUCAGUGUAAAAGUUUUACUUCAGUGACUGUGCUAUCACACGAUAGACGUGAAACACAAGCACAACAUAUGAUCAUAUUUAGUCCACAUUUACACUCUCAAUUGUUUAAAAUAAAAUGAUCAGCUCUAAAAACCUCUUUUCUUCACAAACUAAUCAAGAAUAACUACAUUGCUACUUUAAAAAAGGUUAAUGUAAGCAGUAGUUUGGAUGUAGAUUGUAAACUCUUGAAACAUGGCUGCAGAUUGUAGUGUCGCAGUAGCCGUUCUCUUUUAAAGACUCACGCACUCGAACCAGACGUGCCAGUCUUAUCACCUGAAGAACGUAGUGUUUUUAAGUUAGUUUUUGUCUUCAUUCUUAUAACUGUUCUUUGAAAUGUAUCUAUAAGCUAUUUUGUUACUCGUUUGAUGCUUUUGUCAUUGAUAACAUGCAAAUGAUAUGCAUAAUUUCAUGAAGAUGAUGCCCACAGAAUUCAGUAUCGUAUGACAAAUUAAAGACGAUUGUAAAAAUUAAGAA